Messenger RNA from Exserohilum turcica Et28A, 1908 nucleotides. RefSeq lists its product as uncharacterized. Gene Ontology annotation, molecular function: succinate dehydrogenase (quinone) activity; electron transfer activity; flavin adenine dinucleotide binding. Bases 1 to 1908 code for a protein of 635 amino acids. Lineage: Eukaryota; Fungi; Ascomycota; Dothideomycetes; Pleosporales; Pleosporaceae. The record is from RefSeq and is a predicted model, not a curated record. Gene Ontology annotation, biological process: tricarboxylic acid cycle; mitochondrial electron transport, succinate to ubiquinone. The transcript is spliced from 6 exons.
AUGUCUACAUCUCAUGCGUUUGCCCCAAGCCUGAUCCCGAUGCUUCUUCCUCGCCUUCACAAUGCGCGCCAACGGCGACGCCUUGCCUCCAUCAACACACCUAGUGUCAAGGACCUGACAAUUAUUGACCACCACUACGAUGCGAUUGUCGUGGGCGCCGGCGGCGCAGGCCUGCGUGCCGCCGUCGGGCUCACCGAAGCCGGGCUGAAAACCGCUUGUAUAUCCAAACUGUUUCCCACGCGCUCGCACACAGUCGCAGCUCAAGGCGGCAUCAACGCGGCGCUGGGCAACAUGACCGAGGACGACUGGCGCUGGCACAUGUACGAUACGGUCAAGGGCUCCGACUGGCUCGGCGACCAAGACGCAAUCCACUACAUGACGCGGGAAGCCGUGCCUGCAGUUGUCGAGCUGGAAAACUACGGCAUGCCGUUUAGCCGCACGAGUAAAGGCACCAUUUACCAGCGCGCGCUGGGUGGACAGAGCCUGAAGUACGGGAAAGGUGGACAGGCGUAUCGGACUGCGUGUGCGGCGGACAGAACUGGACAUGCAAUGCUGCAUACGCUUUACGGACAGAGUCUGAAAGAAGGGGUCCAGUUCUUCAUUGAGUGGUUUGCUCUCGAUUUGAUGAUGAGUGAGGGGCGGUGUGUGGGUGUUACGGCCAUGAACAUGGAGGAUGGAACCUGUCAUAGCAUGUUUGCUAAGAACACUGUGCUGGCUACUGGGGGCUACGGGCGAGCAUACUUCAGCGCCACAAGCGCACACACAAGUACCGGCGACGGCAACGCCAUGGUCUCGCGAGCAGGCCUCCCUCUCCAAGACAUGGAAUUCGUCCAGUUCCAUCCGUCUGGCAUCUACGGCGCAGGCGUUCUCAUCACCGAGGGCGCCCGCGGCGAAGGCGGCUACCUCGUCAAUGGCCAGGGCGAGCGCUUCAUGGAGCGCUACGCGCCCACAGCCAAGGACCUCGCAUCGCGGGACGUUGUGAGCCGCAGCAUGAAUCUGGAAAUCAUGCAGGGCCGAGGCUGCGGGCCGCAAAAAGACCACAUUCACCUCCAGCUUUCCCAUCUCCCGCGCGACGUCAUUCUAGAGCGUCUGCCGGGCAUCGCGGAAACAGCCGCCAUCUUCGCGGGCAUCGACAUUACGCGCGAGCCCAUCCCCGUGCUACCCACGGUGCACUACUGCAUGGGCGGCAUCCCGACAAAUUACCACGGCCAAGUCCUCAAUGUGGACCGCGAGACGGGCCUUGAAAACAUGGUCCAAGGCCUCUAUGCCGCAGGCGAAGCCGCCUGCGUAAGUGUGCACGGCGCCAACCGCCUGGGCGCAAACUCCCUCCUCGACAUUGUCGUCUUCGGCCGAGCCGCAGCCCUCCACAUCGCCGCACACAACGCCCCCGCAUCACCUCACCACGCCAGCACACCCAGCAUAGGUCUCACCUCCUUCACGCAUCUGACGCAGCUCCUGGGUGCUUCCACAGGCAGCACGGCGACGGCAGCGCUGCGCUCAAAAAUGCAGGUAGCAAUGCAAACCAACACAUCCGUUUUCCGCACCCACGCCUCGCUCGCCCAAGGCGUCGCAGAGCUACGCUCUCUCCACCACGCUUUCGCCACCGACCUGCGCGUGUCAGAUGCCUCGCUCAUCUGGAACUCGGAUCUGAUUGAGACGCUCGAGCUGCGGAAUCUGCUGACGAAUGCUGCGCAGACGGGCGCGGCGGCGCUGGCGCGUACAGAGAGUAGGGGUGCGCAUGCGCGCGACGAUUUCCCAGAGAGAGACGAUGAAAGGUGGCUGAGGCAUAGUGUUACGUGGCAGGGGGACUUGGGCGACGAGGUGCGUGUGGGGACGAGGGGCGUUGUCAUGAGUACGUUGGAUGAGGAUGAGGUGGCGAGCGUGGCGCCGGUGAAGCGGUCGUAUUGA